Molecule: messenger RNA, 1413 nt
Organism: Hibiscus syriacus
Lineage: Eukaryota; Viridiplantae; Streptophyta; Magnoliopsida; Malvales; Malvaceae
Product: receptor-like protein 9DC3
Exons: 4
Coding region: 1-1413 (470 amino acids)
Molecular function (GO): protein binding
Source: RefSeq, a predicted model, not a curated record
AUGGACCUUACUCAGCUUGACCUUUCCUUUAAUGAUUUGAGUGGUAGUUUUGAAAUGGACAAAUUAUCAAAGCUCAGCAAACUUGAGACACUUGAUCUCUCCGACAACCCUUUUCUAUCAUUGAGCAGUGCAAGCAGCAGUGUCAAUUACUCUUUGCCUAGUCUUGCAAGUUUGAUCCGUCUAGACCUUUCUUAUAAUAGAAUCCGUGUCGUCAAUGCUGAUAUGCUUGUAAAGCUUAAUAGCCUUCAAAUAUUGGAUCUUUCACACAGCAGUCCACUAUACCAGAGUAACAAUAACAACCUCACUCUUGUCUUGCCUAAUCUUGUUUCCUUGUCGAUGUCUUCUUGUAAUAUAACUGAAUUCUCAAAUUUCUUGACAACUCAAGAGAAGCCACUUCUACUUCCACCUCCUCGCGUAUCUGUUCUCUUAAUCUCACAGAACAGAUUACCUGGCGAAAUUCCACCUUCCAUAUGCAAUAUGUACAAUUCGGAGGAGGAUGUGAUUCUCGACUUGUCCCAUAACAACUUGAGUGGAGCAAUUCCGAGAUGUAUGGGGCAAGCAAUUUUUUCUGUUCUAGAUUUGCAGAUGAAUCAUUUACAUGGAAACAUCCCUGAUUUUCGUGUUGAGGAAGACUACAUGUUACAAACACUCAACCUCAACAACAAUGAUUUUGAUGGGCCACUACCUAAGUCCUUGGUCAAUUGUCAUCAUUUGGAAGUGUUGAAUUUCGGAAACAACAAGAUAAAUGAUGCAUUUCCCGACUGGUUGGGAACUCUUCCUCAGCUACAAGUUCUUGUCUUGCGCUCCAGUUAUUUCCAUUGUCAAUUAACCCAUUCAGAAAAUGGAUCGCAUUUCUCGACCCUGCGAAUCUUGGACAUCUCACAUAAUGAGUUCUCUGGUUUUCUGUCAACAACAUACUUUAAAAGUUUCCAAGGUAUGAUGAGUUUGGCCGAUAAUCAAAUGAGAUAUAUGGAAGAUUAUGAUUCUUACUACCGAGAUUCCCAUGGUUGUCACAAUGAAAGUUGGAGACCUCAUUUCUCUCAGUUGACUGGUUUGAAUUUUCUUGAAGUAUUGAACCUGUCAGAGAACCAGCUUGUUGGACUCAUUCCUCAGGGAAAACAAUUCAAUACCUUCCUCAACAAUUCCUAUGUCGGCAAUACAGGAUUGUGUCGGUUUCCAGUUUCAAAAAGCUGUGGCCAUAGUGAAUCUCCGGCACGAGGAUCUUAUGAACAUGAAGAUGAUUCUGCAUUCAGAUUGAAUUGGAAAUUCUUGAUGAUGGGUUAUGGCUGUGGAAUGGUGUUUGGAUUUUCUGCAGGAUAUAUCAUGAUGACAAUUCGAAAACCAACAUGUCUUGUUGGGGUGAUUCAAGGAGCAGGCAACAGAGUUCUAAGCAGAUUCAAGAAAUACCGUUGA